Messenger RNA from Helianthus annuus (common sunflower), 2607 nucleotides. Its product is annotated as inactive protein kinase SELMODRAFT_444075. Gene Ontology annotation, biological process: protein phosphorylation. The transcript is spliced from 9 exons. Gene Ontology annotation, molecular function: ATP binding; protein kinase activity. Lineage: Eukaryota; Viridiplantae; Streptophyta; Magnoliopsida; Asterales; Asteraceae. Bases 538 to 2430 code for a protein of 630 amino acids. The record is from RefSeq and is a predicted model, not a curated record.
CUGACUUUUUUCUUCAUUUUCCUUUUGGCUCUUCUUUCUUGUUCCUUUUUACACAGAAUAACAUAGCUCUAUUUUGUCCAAAAAAUGUGACCAUAUUUCUUUGUUUUCUUCUUUCUCUUUCCUCUUCUGCAUUUCUUGUGAAAUAUUGACCAAAAGUGCUAGCAAGACACCUUUUCGGCACUGAUUUUGGAAAAAAGUUUUCACCUUUUUAUGUUUUUCUGCAUUAAAAAACAAAAUCUGUUGAUGGGUAUUUGAUAAUUUGAUCAAACAGUCACAUUUUCAAACUGGGUAUCUUUCUUUUUGGUAAAUCUUGAUGCUUUUGGCCACUAACAAGUGAAAGUUAAAAGAUUUUUUGUUAUAUUUGUGUGGGUUUCUUGAAAGAUGAUGAACAAGAGGGUAUUCUUUGGUGGGUGUUCAAUGAUUUGAAGAAAUAGUGGUUUGUUAAUUUUGGGUAAAUCUUGCUGUUUUGGGGCACACAUAGUUAAAAGUGUAGUUUUUUUUUUUUUUUUUUUUUUUUUUUUUUUUUUUUUUGGAAAAAUGAUGAGAAGGCAAAAGAGUAGUAGAGUUAAAGAUCAUGUAGGAGAAAGAGUUGUGCUUAUUGCUGUGAAAGCAUCAAGAGAAAUUUCAAGAAAUGCGUUGACUUGGGCUUUGACCCAUGUUGUUCAACCUGGUGAUUGUUGUAAAUUGUUGGUGGUCAUCCCUGCUCCCACUUCAAGUCACAAGUUAUGGACAUUUUCAAAAUUCAACAGCGAUUGCACAACGGGGCAAUGGAAAAAUCUUUCGGGCGACAGAGAUCAGAAGGACGAUAUCACUGAAGCCUGCUCUCAAAUGAUGCUUCAGCUACAUAAUAUAUAUGAUCCUGACAAAAUAAAGAUGAAGAUUAAGGUCAUUUCUGGUACCCUAUGUGGAGCAGUGGCUGCUGAAGCAAAGAAAACCCAAACACAAUGGGUUGUUUUGGAUAGGAACCUGAAAAAAGAGGCAAAAGUAUGCAUGGACGAGCUAGAAUGCAACGUCGUCGUAAUGAAAAAGACUCGACCACAAGUCCUUCGUUUAAAUUUGAUCGGAUCACCAACCAAACAACCCGAAAACAUCACUUCUUGUUCCGAAACUCCAUCAGAUUGUAGCAAACAACACGAACCUGUUUGGAACACAACAAAAGUCCCAAAUGUAACCCCCGUAAGCAGCCCUGAACGCUCAUCCGUCACCGCAAACGACCACAACACGUCUUCGUUAUCAACUUCAGACCUCGGGUUAUCCCCGUUUGUCGUAACGGAUCAUGACUGGUACACAAAAAAAGACCGGUUUAUUCUUGACGAAUAUUCCGAUUCUGAUUCGGAUACCGAAAACAUAAGCUCGUCGCCUUCGACGAGCUUAUUUUUGAGCUCAUCAGACGAGUUCCCGAAAUCUGACAACCCGGUUACAAACACACUACCUGUCAAAGUCUCCGAACUUAACUCAACCAAAAUGGUUCCAUUAACGAGACACCUGCCGUCGAAGUCUCCGUCGCUCUGUACAAUAUGUCGGCACAAGGCGCCUGUGUUCGGGAAACCACCGAAAUGUUUUGGUUAUAUGGAGCUUGAAGAGGCUACGGAUGGGUUUUCGGGGGCUAACUUUUUGGCGGAAGGUGGGUUCGGGUCUGUGCACCGAGGGGUGCUGAAAGAUGGUAGAAUGGUUGCGGUUAAACAGCAUAAGAUCGCUAGCUCGCAAGGUGAUAACGAGUUUUUCUCGGAAGUUGAUGUUUUGAGCUGCGCACAGCAUCGGAAUGUUGUGAUGUUGAUCGGGUUUUGUGUGGAGGGUGGUCGAAGGUUGCUUGUUUAUGAGUAUAUUUGCAACGGUUCUUUAGAUUCUCACCUUUACGGGCGUGAUCACGGGCUACUGGAAUGGUCAGCGCGACAAAAGAUUGCGAUUGGAGCCGCUCGAGGGUUAAGAUACCUUCAUGAAGAAUGCAGAGUAGGUUGUAUCGUUCAUCGUGAUAUGCGUCCAAAUAAUAUCCUCCUAACUCAUGAUUUCGAAGCUUUGGUCGGAGAUUUUGGACUAGCCAGGUGGCAACCAGAUGGUGAAACGGGCGUCGAAACUAGAAUAAUUGGAACGUUUGGGUACUUGGCUCCGGAAUACGCUCAAACCGGUGAAAUUACCGAAAAGGCUGACGUGUAUUCAUUCGGGGUUGUGUUGGUUGAGCUCAUUACAGGACGAAAAGCAGUUGAUAUAAACCUGCCAAAGGGCCAACAAUAUCUCACUGAAUGGGCUAGACCAUUACUUGAAGAGGGUGCCAUUACUGAGUUAAUUGACCCGCGGCUCAGGGACAGUUACUCUGAGGCUGAGGUGCGAUGCAUGUCACAUUGUGCUUCGUUGUGCAUCAGGCGGGACCCACGUUCGAGACCUAGGAUGUCUCAGGUGCUAUGGAUGUUGGACAACGAUGAUAUCAAGUGAUCGACAACCAUUUUUCGGUCCAGAAGGUUGUUAGAGGCUUAGAGCAAUAGUUUUAGACUUUUAGCAUGCAUUAUUUGCAUUUGGUGGAAUACAUGUAUAGUUGUGUGUGUGUAUAUAUAUUCUUAUUAUUUAUUUUACAAUGCAGAUCUCAUCUAUGUUUUUCUUAAACAACAUUAA